CGCCGAGAGAGGAGCGUCAUUUAUUCCUUCUGCUCAAAUGCCACACGGCGCGCUUCAGGCGCCGCCCUGUUUACCGGCAGAUCUCCUCCGGGUCGCAACGCCGAUCACGACGCACGCUCGUAGCGCCGCGUUACAUCGCGCGCUUAUGGACUACAGGUGACGCCGCCGGAGCCGCACACGCGGGGCAUUCCCGACAGAGGGACCAGGGUUCGCUGCCCUUUCCUGACCACGCUCGCCUCUUCGCGUUUUGCCCUCUCCCGCCGCGCUGUGUUCUUGAGUGAGAGAGAAGAGUCGUCACCUUUGCAACUUUUGAGCCUGCGACGCCGGCUGACAAUGAGCGCACCUCGUGGUGAACUGAACGAGGAUCCAGGAAGCAUGAGGCUCUCCUUCCGCGGGGGCAUUUACCGGAGCACGGCGGACGGCUCGAGCAUGUCGACGACCAACCUGGCCGAGGACGCGGCCCCGCCCGCCGUGCAGCGUCCGGCCGCGCUCCCUUCGCUGCCGGCGCAGGGCUCCAAGGAGCUGGAAGCGGCCGACACCGAGGACACCGAGUCGGCGGGCGGAGCGGCGCCCACGCCUCGCGGGGGCGCCUGCCGAACUUUCCUGCGGCACAACCGGCUCACCGUGGCCACCAUAGCGGCCGUGGUGGCCGGCAUCGUGCUCGGAAUCGUACUCAGGCCUCUAGGGCCCUUCUCGAAGCGCCAGCUGAUGUACAUCAACUUCCCGGGCGAGAUGUUCCUGCGCAUGCUGCGCGGCCUCAUCCUGCCGCUGAUCACCUCGAGCAUGGUGGCCGCCGUGGGGGCGCUGGACGCGCGCCUCUCGGGACGGAUCGGCCUGCGCGCCGUCGUCUACUACUUCUCCACCACCUUCCUGGCCAUCGUGCUGGGCAUCGUGCUCGUCACGGGCCUGCAGCCGGGCGCCGGCGACAGCGACGCGUCCACCUCCAAAGAGUCCAAGGCGCGGCUCGUCACCACCGCCGACACGCUCAUGGACCUCAUCAGAAACGCUUUCCCACCUAACGUGAUUGAAGCCUGUGUCACGCAAUUUUCGACGAUUGUUAUCAAGCCACCAGGAAAUGCGACCAAUACAUCUAUGUACGACUGGGACUACAAGACGGUGCAAGACCCCGGCACAAACAUCCUGGGCCUCAUCGUUUUCUGCAUCGCGCUGGGAGCCACCGUGGGACAGAUGGGCGAGAGCGGAAAGCCCCUGCUGGACAUAUUCACCUGCCUAUCCGACGCCAUGAUGAUCAUCACCAAGCUAGUCGUUUGGUUCUCGCCCGUGGGCGUCAUGUUCCUGGUGAUGGCCAAGAUGCUGGAAAUGCAGGACUUCUCGAUAGUGGCCGGUCAAGUUGGCCUGUACACCGUGACCGUUCUGCUGGGCCUCCUGCUACACGGCUUUGUGGUGCUGCCGCUGAUCUAUUGGCUCGUCAUGCGGCAGCCGCCCUUCCGCUUCCUGCUCGACAUGCUGCAGGCCAUCGCCACUGCAUUCGGCACCGCUUCCAGUUCUGCUACGCUACCGGUGACCAUAUCGACGCUGGAAGACAAGGUGAAGGUGGACCCGAAGGUGGUCCGCUUCUGCAUCCCCAUCGGAGCCACCAUCAACAUGGACGGAACGGCACUGUACGAAGCCGUGGCCGCCAUCUUCAUCGCCCAGGUGCGAAGAGUGCCCCUGGACGUCGGCAAGGUCAUCGCCAUCAGCGUCACGGCAACCGCUGCCAGCAUCGGCGCCGCUGGAAUCCCGCAAGCGGGCCUGGUUACCAUGGUGAUGGUACUGAAUGCGGUCGGGCUCCCUGCUGACGACAUCACACUCAUCAUCGUCGUCGACUGGUUCCUAGAUCGCUUCCGCACAGCCAUCAACGUCUUGGGCGACGCCGUUGGUGCCUGCGUCGUCGAACGCCUCAGUCUGAAGGACCUGGAGAAGCCUCAUAUCUCAGAUGGUCGGGGCUCCAAGGACACCGUCAUCACGUCAAUGUAGACGACAGUUGUCCUUGCUGGCCUGGCCUUAAAUGGUACAGAGGGUCGUCCACGGUCACUCUAGAUGUGAGAGGUCAAAUCGCGCGCUGGGAAAAGAACUUCUGUGGCUCGUUCCGAACCGUGACGUAACUCGCGUGGCUGCGGUAGCGGUAAAAUUAUUCGUCAGGCGUUUACAUUGAUUCGCGAGUAUACCUAGUUCAAGCGCCAGCUGAAGACUCCACGUGGUUUCGAAUGCCUGCUUGCGCACGCGAGCAUUACUAUCGACGAAUCGCAGCGCGCGCUGAGAUCUGCCUGGUACAGAUGGUAAAGCCAUGGCCUCCGAAAUCGGGCAACGCGCAAGGAUCGCGCAUGAUAUUGGAGACCAUGGUGAAACUACGCAGGUUCGUAUGAGGCCCAGCAGUGGACUGUCUGUUGCUACAGCACUUAAGCCACGUUGAAAAUGUAUAAGUGCUUACAUUAGUUUCGGCUUCGCCACGGGCCGGUUCCGUAUGGCUGGCUUCCUGAUCGUUUCUCUUAGACCCUUUCUCGAUAGCGCUCAGGCUUGGUUAUGCAAACUCUGGUUCUUGGCAAAAAUGUGUCAAAAUCUCUUUUUUUUUAUAAUGCAAUCACAGCGUUUAUUUAUUAUCGAAAUUGUCAAAAUGAUAAAAGCGCGAUUUGUCCACGUUAUCACAGCAACUUCUGGAAACAAUGCAUGGUCCUUGGCGCAUGUCCAUCGUUAAGUCUGUGUAAUAUAUUAGCAGUAACAGCUGCACAGGGUGAACACUUUUUCGAUAUACUAAACGUGUUAUUCUACACGAAGCUCCAACAAUGUCGGAUCACAACAAUGAAAGGCUGCUAUAUUGAACUGAUAACUUCCACAACCUUGUAUCACAGCGUGUUUAUAAAAAAAGGUCUUCGAAAAGCUACGGUACAUAGGCCACGUAAUGCCUAUCAGUUUCACACUGUUCCAACCUCCCUAUUGGCGACUCCUGCCGGACACUAGCGCGAGGUUUCUCUCUGGUGAUCUUCGUAAGAAACUAUUUAUACUACCUGGAACAGUCGGCAAAGCUUCACCUCACCGCCUGCCGCAGGAAGGCUGGAAAGUUGAUUUUGCUCUCAAGUUUACUCGCUUUGCCUUCUCACUCAACGCGCACUCGUAAUCCAGAAAUCAUGUAAAAUAGUUUUUCGAGAGCUCUUCCUGUCAGUCAGACUAUCAUUCUUGAAGACAUCCCUCUUCGUUAACCACCCCGUUUGUGCGACUAAAUUGGGCAAUUAAAGAAAGAACAUUUGAGGAGUUAGAGAAGCGUACCCUUCAUGUGUGUGCAGAUCUAGGUUAAUUUUCACCCUCGUUACCUGCAAUGCCACAAGAGGCCACGCAAACCAUUCAUUUUUGUUUUUUCUCGAUUGUACCUGUUCCUGUAAACUGUCUUACUUAAGAUGGUAAACGUUGGCCAAUAACUCAAGGUGACGCAUACGCUGGCGAAAGCUUACGUGCGAAGGUUGAGCAGCCUAGUCGAACUCGGUGUUACUUAUUUCAUCCUCGUCCGUCAUGCAUUUCGCCAUGGCCGCUAUUGCGCUGUGCGCACAUAGCGAUACGAGUUUAAAUGCACGACACUUAUCAUUUAUUAUAGGCCGAAAUGAAGCGAUGAACGCUGGUAAUUAUUGUUUCCUUCGGGUGCAUAUAUGAGGUUAUUUCAAUAUUUAAAAAGAAACAGAAGAAUAUCGCAUAAAUUAUAUAAAGUAAAAGUUAUGUGAUCAGUGGCAGUAUUAGCGCGAUUCUUAGCGAAAUAUUUAGAAACUUUGCGUGUAUAUAUUGACCUUUAUUUAUGGUUAACUCCAACACGGGCGUCUCAAGAUCAAGGACGGUGGGUUCAGAGAUUACUUGCCCUGUACUCCGUUAUAAAGCAUGUUGUUUCGAAUCGAUAUUGCGCCUAAGUCCACCUGCUCCCCGGACCCCUCCUCCGCCCAAAGUUAUGACGCCACUUCUCACGUUGCUUAUAGUAAAUAGGCGGGUCUUGAAGGGCGGAAAGUAUUUACUGUCUUGUGCGCCACACAGUGACUUCCAAACACAGAGUUCUGUCUGCCCCAACACAUUGUACGCUAACCCUCUUAUUAGGCAGUGAAUGUACUAAGCACAGAGCUGCGAGUCAGCCUCUUGUAAACGGUCAAGUGCAAGCCCACUACCUAGGUUCGUCCCAUUUACCUUGUCCCUCACAGUUAUUCCGGUGUGAACGUCAACAGAAAUAAAAAGAAAAUGAAAUGCGAGGGCGGGGAUGGGAGCGUUUGCUGCUGUAAGACAUCAGCUUUCGAUGCACUUGUACAUAACGCAACAGCGGGCGACCUUCAUUCCUUGAUCAUCACGGCCAUUGUUAAAUAAAAGGUAAUUUAUUUCA
Molecule: messenger RNA, 4348 nt
Organism: Dermacentor albipictus
Lineage: Eukaryota; Metazoa; Arthropoda; Arachnida; Ixodida; Ixodidae
Product: excitatory amino acid transporter 3-like
Biological process (GO): L-glutamate transmembrane transport
Cellular component (GO): plasma membrane
Molecular function (GO): glutamate:sodium symporter activity; L-glutamate transmembrane transporter activity; neutral L-amino acid transmembrane transporter activity
Source: RefSeq, a predicted model, not a curated record